This is a messenger RNA of Aplosporella prunicola CBS 121167, 1479 nucleotides long. RefSeq lists its product as uncharacterized. Gene Ontology annotation, molecular function: phosphogluconate dehydrogenase (decarboxylating) activity; NADP binding. Gene Ontology annotation, cellular component: cytosol. The transcript has 2 exons. The record is from RefSeq and is a predicted model, not a curated record. Gene Ontology annotation, biological process: pentose-phosphate shunt, oxidative branch; pentose-phosphate shunt. NCBI's taxonomy places the organism in Eukaryota, Fungi, Ascomycota, Dothideomycetes, Botryosphaeriales, Aplosporellaceae. Bases 1 to 1479 code for a protein of 492 amino acids.
AUGGGCGGGGGCAUGGCGCUGCUGUUCGCCGAAAACGGGAUCCAGGUAUCACUCAAAGACCCGUCCUCGGAAACAAUGGACGAAGUGCUGCGCAAAGCGCGCGAGGAACCGCACAUCGCCGACGGCAUGAUCCGCAAGUUCACGCGCGACGACGAGCUCUGCGCCUCGCUGGGCACGCCCAAAGUCUUCGUCUUCUCGCUGCCGCACGGCACCGUCGGGGACGGGGUGCUCGAGAGCCUGCUCCCCUACCUCGAAAAAGGCGACAUCAUCAUCGACGCCGGCAACGAGCAUUGGGCGAACACGCAGCGCCGCCAGGGCAAGUGCUAUACCCGCGGCGUGCGCUACGUCGGCAUGGGCGUGUCGGGCGGCUACCAGGCUGCGCGCGCCGGGCCCAGCAUGUGUCCGGGUGGCGACGACGAGAGCUUGGACUUGGUGCUGCCGCUGCUGCGCAAGGUCGCGGCCAAGGAUAAGAAUGGCACGCCUUGUGUGGCUAAGGCGGGGACCGGUGGCGCCGGCCAUUACGUCAAGAUGGUGCAUAAUGGCAUUGAGCAUGGCAUGAUGAGCGCGAUUUCCGAGGCGUUUGAUCUCAUGAAGAAGGGGCUGGGGAUGAGCGACGAUGAGAUUGGCGACGUGUUUGAGGCGUGGAACAAGGACGGCGAGCUGAGAGGCACCUUCCUCAUCUGGAUCGGCGCCGACAUCUGCCGCGCAAAAGACUCUUCCCGCAACAACGAGCGCGUGCUCGACACGGUCGAGGACAAAGUCGUGCAAGACAUCACGGGCGAAGAGGGCACGGGCAUCUGGAGCAACGAGCAAGCAAUCACACAUCACAUCCCCGCACCAACCCUCACAUCCGCGCACUACCUACGGCUCGCGUCCGCGGACCGGGCGCAGCGCCUGCGCGCGCAAAAGACCAUGGGCGGCGAUGGCUUCCCUCCGCAAAAACUCGACGUCAGCGCCGGCCAGAAGAAGGAAUUCGUCGAGUUCCUGCACCAGGCCGUCUACGCCGCCUGCCUGGCCGCCUACACGCAGGGCCUGAACCUGAUCGAGCGCGCCAACCGCGCCAACCACUGGAACGUCGACUUCGCCGCCGUGCUGCAGAUCUGGCGCGCGGGCUGCAUCAUCCAGGCCGACUACAUAGCCGAGCUCCUCCAGCCCAUCCUCGCGCAGCACAAGGCCCUCGACUCCAUCAACCUGCUCUUCCAGCCGAGCGUCAUGGCCGAGCUGCGCCCGCGCCACCCCGCCCUGCGUGACGUCGUUGUCAAGGCCGUCGCUGCCGACCAUGUCGUCCCUGCCCUCUCGGCGAGCUUGGAGUACUUGAAGUAUCAGACCGGCGCCGAGCUGCCCACCGCGUUUUACGAGGCUGAGCUCGACUAUUUUGGCGCGCAUAUGUAUGAUCGGAAGGGCGAGGAGGGGACGGGCGCCCCGACCGAGGGCAAGUACCACUUUGAGUGGAAGCCGGCGAGGAGCUCCAAGGCGUGA